Bemisia tabaci is the source of this 1214-nucleotide messenger RNA. Its product is annotated as cyclin N-terminal domain-containing protein 1. Gene Ontology annotation, cellular component: site of double-strand break. The record is from RefSeq and is a predicted model, not a curated record. Gene Ontology annotation, biological process: reciprocal meiotic recombination. NCBI's taxonomy places the organism in Eukaryota, Metazoa, Arthropoda, Insecta, Hemiptera, Aleyrodidae.
AUGAGCUCUAUGGAUGAAAAAGUGACUCCUUUGCCACCAUUCAAUUUAGAGGGCUCACUGGUGCAAUGGCUGAAAAAGUUACAAGUGGAUUAUAAUCACACUGAACGGAAUUCAAAAAACCUGGCGACUCAUCAAGUUGUACCAACUCCUUUGGUAGAGUUCAUCUUUAUAACAAGUAAAGCACUUGAGCUGCCUUUGGAAGUUAAAUUCUUGGCUGUGGAUCUAUUUGACAGGUUCAUUCGAAAUCAAUUUAAAGACCUUUACUCAGAAGUUCUUGGAUCCUUAACUCCACGCAGUCUGAAACGAUGGGAAAAAGUAGAGGCAAAAAUUUGCUCUCAGUUAGAACUCCGUAUAUUUUCUUGCUUACAAAUUGCUUCAAAAUUCAUCCCAGAAAACUCAACUGACUCUAAGAUUUUGAGCUCAAGAAUGAUCUAUGAAUUUAUAAAAGAGGAUGCAGCAUUUUCAUUACAAGACAUUAAUAAAUCUGAAAUGAGAGUGUUUAGAACUUUGAAUUUUCAGAUCGGAGGGGCAACAAUCAUAACUUUUGUUGAUGCUCUUAUUUUGGGAUUGUACAAGCACAUGUAUGGUUCUGCUGAAUACAAUCACAUACUUCAAAAAUGUUACCAAAUGUGUGAGGUUGUGUAUCUGAAUCAUCAAGAAAUAUACACACACUUUUUUCACAAACUGACAGCGCUAUGGGAUAGAUCACAUGCAGAUAGGCUAAGUUUCAGCUCAGUAGAAUGCAAUGGACUGAUCAAAGGAGCUGCAAUAAUCUUGACAACUGCACGACUGUCGCAAAUACCAGGAGACAAAGAAAAGAUUCUGACAAACGAGCUCUCUAGGCUAACAACAUCGCCUGAACAAUGUAUCCAGGAGCUAUCUGCCGUGAUUCUUCAUAUUAUUUGCCCACAGUACACACCAUCAAAAAAGUACAUACACACACAUUAAGAAUAAUUAGCUUUCACUCAGACUCAUUGAGCUCCUUUUUGACGAUGCAGUAGAGAAAAAUUUAAGUUCAAAGAUUUUUUUAGGGAAAAAAAGAUCAUGCUCAAGGAUCUCUGUGUGGCACAAAAUUUGAUUGGUGAAUCCUCAACUUGUUGAUUGGUUCAUAUGAUCAACGAAUGAUUACAAGCAAGAUUUAAAUUUAUUUUCCAAGCUUAAGUUAUCAUUUUAAUCCACUGAACACUAGUAGCACAUGUCAUAAAAUGUACAAA